AAAAUUGGUAAAUAAGUAUUCCCUUAAUCCCUUUGCCUAUAUCUUUGUUUAAUUCUCUCGUCUCCAGGAGUAAAAAGAGACAAAAGAAGGGGGUUAGCAGAGAGAUGGAGGAGCAAGAAUUUCAACGCCUUCUUGAGCUCUUCCCAGCCGUUCGCUCUCCAGAUUUUUACCUUGAUUUGGAUGCAUCAAGUCAAUCAACUUCACAGUCCGAGCAGAAAGAGGAGCUGUACCAGGUGAAGCAAUUGCAAGAUGAUCAGAGUAAGGGAGGUAUAGAGUCCAAUACCCGAUCAAAGGGCCAUGGUGAAGCAUUUUGGGGCAAACUAAAAGCAGCUGCAGAGAAAAAGAUGAAUCCAGCAGAAGUGGAAGAAUUUUGCAAGGCAUUUCGACAAGUUUACAGAAAACUUGUGGAUGAAGAACUUAGUUUGGAAGCUGCACGGAACUUGCUGAGCUCAUGAAUAUUUUUUUUUUCUCCGAACUGUUUUUACUUUUAGUCACUUGAUGUUCUGGAUAUAACUGUUGUGUAACAUCAUGAUGUAUUAUUACAUACAUUGAGUUAUAUCUUUUUGCCUUUUUCUUAGUGAAA
Molecule: messenger RNA, 583 nt
Organism: Capsicum annuum
Lineage: Eukaryota; Viridiplantae; Streptophyta; Magnoliopsida; Solanales; Solanaceae
Exons: 6
Coding region: 105-455 (116 amino acids)
Source: RefSeq, a predicted model, not a curated record